AUGAGCAGUGAGGAAUUCAUUAUACCGGACACACCACCAUCUCAUCUGGGGUGGGCACCAAAGCGUGUACCACUCACAACAAUUUCCACCAACAAGCAACAGGGGAAGAGAAAGCUGCACUUUCUGGAGGAGGAGAAUGAGGAGGGAACCAACUUUGUACCCUCAAAGAAACGCAUGUGUGAGAACUCCUCCAUGGCUCUGCUACUAGAGGAGGUGGCGGCACGGGAUGAUGAUGAUGAUGAUGACUUCAUCGCACUCAUCAAUAGGCCAUCACCAAAACCAUGGAUGCCUCUCCGAGAGGUGGCGGAAGAUGUCCCGCAUAGUAUCAUCUCCGUGCGUGAAGAAACAAACCACCACGGCAGACAAAUUAUAUUAAAAAUAAAAAUCGCUUCUACAAAGAAAAUCUCUGAGCAUGAAGGCGAGGCCAUCGACGACUACAUAGAGGAACUUCAGACCCUCAUGAGGCGGAGAGGAGAUUUCUCAGUCAGCCACCAGAUGCAGAGGCUCUACAAGAAUCUUCUUCCUCGGUACAAGCUGUACAUCAGGGAAGCCAAAGUCUAUUCGGUGGACGAUCUGCUCAAGCUGGCCAGGCAGUAUGAGAGGAUAAAGUAG
Messenger RNA from Nilaparvata lugens (brown planthopper), 612 nucleotides. RefSeq lists its product as uncharacterized. Bases 1 to 612 code for a protein of 203 amino acids. Lineage: Eukaryota; Metazoa; Arthropoda; Insecta; Hemiptera; Delphacidae. The transcript is spliced from 3 exons. The record is from RefSeq and is a predicted model, not a curated record.